AUGGAUAUAGAGUUCUUCAAUAUUCCGUCUACUGGCCGGAGCUCCGACGAUGUCAGUUUUGCUGACACUGUUUUUGGGUUUUGGGACGAUGUCCAGACCUCACCGGAAAAUUCAUCCGACUCCGGUAACGAUGACGAUGUUGACGGCGAUGAGGAUGACACUUUUUGCACGGUGGAAAAGAAUAAAGCUUUCUGGGAAGAACAAGCCCAACUUCUCCAGGCAACUUUGUGCAAGACUAGCUCACGAGAGAUAAAAGUUCGGGAAGCUACAAAGGAGGCUCUAAGAGAAUUGAACACAUCGGAGAUGCCGUGCAUUUGCCGGCGGCCGGUGGUGGCUAAGAGUUGCCGGAAUUGCUUGCUUAGAGAAAUAUGUAAUCGAUUAUUGAACCUUGGUUACAAUUGUGCCAUUUGCAAAUCUAAAUGGAGGAGUUCAUCGGAAAUUCCAUCAGGGGAGCAUACUUACUUGGAAGUGAAGGAUAAGUCGUCAAACGCUAGAAGAGGGGAAGUAAAAGUGGUAAUUGAAUUGAAUUUUCGAGGCGAAUUCGAAAUGGCAAGGGCUAGUGAAGAAUACAACCAAUUAAUUAGGCGAUUACCCGAAGUAUUUGUUGGAAAAACAGAGAGAUUACGAACAUUGGUUAAGAUUAUGUGCUCAGCUGCUAAAAAAUGCAUGAAGGAGAAGAAAAUGCACUUAGGACCAUGGAGGAAACAUAAAUACAUGCAAGCUAAGUGGUUUGGCACAUGCGAUAAUUCCACAAUGGAAACACUUCCGACAGUGUACUCUACCAAGCCACCAAAAACUAAGGCUUCAAUGCUUACUUGCGAUUUAUUAGAUAACAUUCCCAGCUUGCACUGUACUGCAGUUGAGGUUGUGUGA
Gastrolobium bilobum is the source of this 873-nucleotide messenger RNA. RefSeq lists its product as uncharacterized. The record is from RefSeq and is a predicted model, not a curated record. The transcript has 3 exons. NCBI's taxonomy places the organism in Eukaryota, Viridiplantae, Streptophyta, Magnoliopsida, Fabales, Fabaceae. The coding region runs from base 1 to 873 and encodes 290 amino acids.